UGUGCGCGCGCGCGUGUGUGUGUGUGAGCAGCAGAGCGGACGCGCUCCUCGCGCUCUGGUCUCGAGCGCUUCUCCGUACACUAGUAUGAACACAUGCGGGCCAAGUUGACUCUGCGCGUCGACGCCUGCGUUGCGUACCAGAGGAAGCCAUGGACGAGUCGUCUCUGCUGGAUCUGCUGGAGUGCUCUGUGUGUCUGGAGCGGCUGGACACCAGCGCUAAAGUGUUGCCCUGUCAGCACACCUUCUGCCGCCGCUGCCUGGAGAACAUCGUGAGCUCCAGACACGAGCUGCGCUGCCCGGAGUGCCGCAUCCUGGUGGACUGCGCGGUGGACGAGCUGCCUGCGAACAUCCUGCUGGUGCGUCUCCUGGACGGGAUGAAACAGCGCCCGAGGAGCGGAGGAGGGAGAGCGGCGCUGGCGGGCUGCGCGGCCGGGGAGGCGGCUUCUUCUCCGGGGACAGCGCUGCGGGAUCUGCCCGUCGCCACGCGGAGCUCCCCGGUCAAGAACGUUCCUCAGCUGCCGUGUGGUCAAGCGCUCUACAGCUACGAGGGCAAAGAAGCGGGCGACCUGAAGUUCAGUAAAGGUGACAUCAUCAUCCUGCGACGGAAGGUGGACGAGAACUGGUUCCACGGCGAGCUGAACGGCAGCCACGGCUUCCUGCCGGCGAGCUACAUCCAGUGCAUCCGCCCGCUGUCCCAGACACCGCCGCAGGGGAAGGCUCUCUACGACUUCCAGGUCACAGACAAAGACCAGGACAAAGACUGCCUGACCUUCAGUAAGGAUCAGAUUCUCACUGUCAUUCGAAGAGUGGAUGAUAACUGGGCAGAAGGCAUGCUGGGAGAUAAGAUCGGGAUUUUUCCUAUCUUAUACGUGGAGCUGAAUGAAACGGCGAAGCAGCUGAUGGAGAUGGACAAACCGUCGGUGAGCGGUGAAGCCGUCAGCUGUAAUGGAAACGGUGCACACAGACACAUCGAGGGGAAGAAGAACGCCAAGAAGCGUCACUCGUUCACGGCGCUCAGCAUGACGCAGCGCUCAGCACAGGUGAUGGGGAACAACCGGCACUCGAUGGAGAUCAGCGCACCUGUGCUCAUCAGCUCCUCAGACCCCCGCGCCACCGCUCGCAUCACUGACUGCCCUCACCUGUCCUCCAGCGCACCUGCCACACAAGACUCUUCAAUCACAGCAAACACAGGAGCUUCAGUUCCACCGCGCAUCACGUCAACAACCGGAGAACUGCUCGCCGCCGCUAAAGUCCAGCUGCCUCUCAACAUAUAUCUGGCACUGUACGCUUACAGACCGCAGAAGGCUGAUGAGCUGGAGCUGAGGAAGGGUGAGAUGUACCGUGUGAUGGAGAAGUGUCAGGACGGAUGGUUCAAAGGAACAUCGCUGCGCUCCGGAGCGUCGGGAGUCUUCCCGGGAAACUACGUCACACCCAUCUCCAGGGCUCCGUUCGCCGUGGGUCAGACGCGCUCGUGUCUCUCUGGAGCGGCUAAGGGUCAGGCUCCUGGUUCCCCAGGCUCCGGUCCCUCCAGUCCGGUCCUGCUGGCGUCUGCGUCCCGCUCCAGCACACCCCUCAGCAGCCCGUCAUCUCCACAGCUGCAUCUGAAGAACUGUCUGCGCAUGUGCAGCCAGCAGACGCUCAGUCAGGGACGCUCCGGCAUACAGCUCGUGCACAGUCCCCCGGCGAGCAGCAUCAGUCCGUCUGGUUCUCCAGCACGGGCCCCGUCUCACAGCGCCUCCUCUCGGCCCCUGAGACCCCUGAGCUCCGUCACCAACACCAGCACAGCUCUUCUGACCGCAGCGGAGCCGUCCUCACCUGCACACACACACACACACACAGGUGUGCACAGAGCCGAGGACAAGAAGAUGGAGAAGAAAGAGAAGAGGAGCAGCGGUCUCCUGAAGCUUCUCUCUGGAGCGGCAGCUAAGAAGAAGUCUCGCUCUCCUCCGUCCGUGUCUCCGACGCACGAGCCGUGCGCUCACAGCCGAGCCGGAUCCUGUCCCAACGAGAGCGAGAUGCAGGGGGCGAUGGGAAUGGAGCCGCUGCACAGGAAGUCUGGAUCCCUGGACCUUAACUUCUCUGUGUCUCCUCCGGUGCGUCAGGCCUGUUCCUCCUCACCGCUGGCCGUCCGACCCGAGCCCAAGCCUCUGUCCCGAGAGAGGUACCGUGUGGUUGUGCCGUAUCCUCCACAGAGCGAAGCAGAGAUCGAGCUGAAGGAGGGAGACAUCGUGUUUGUGCACAAGAAGCGAGAGGACGGCUGGUUCAAGGGCACUCUCCAGCGCACCGGACGGACCGGUCUGUUCCCCAGCAGCUUCGUGGAGAGCUUCUAGAAGAUCAGAACCAGACACCAGCUCCAGACGAGCAUCUCUACUGCCAUCGUCCUCCUCACAGAUCCGUCAGGAGGACUUCCACCAGACUCAGACAGUGUCUUCAUCUCCACCUUCAAACCGCUUCAUCUUCAGCUUCACGUGUUCGAUUCCCGUCUUAAAUCAGCAGAUCGGGAGGAUGACGACACAACCAGGGUGUUAUUCAUAGCUCAUGAUGAGAUGUGAAUGUAGGAGUGAUGAAUCUCACAGAACCGGAGAAGUGGCGUAUUUCACACCAAAAUCAAGAGGGAGAAUAGAUCAAUAAAUAC
Messenger RNA from Carassius carassius (crucian carp), 2635 nucleotides. Its product is annotated as E3 ubiquitin-protein ligase SH3RF3-like. The coding region runs from base 150 to 2330 and encodes 726 amino acids. The record is from RefSeq and is a predicted model, not a curated record. The transcript is spliced from 10 exons. Lineage: Eukaryota; Metazoa; Chordata; Actinopteri; Cypriniformes; Cyprinidae. Gene Ontology annotation, molecular function: protein binding; metal ion binding.